CAGCUUGCAUACGAAACCCCUGAGGAUAAUUAACCUUUGACGACAUUUUCUAGUCAACACGUUAAUGCUUGUACAUAGAUUUCACAGUUAAUUUUCUUGGAUCUGGUCUGAAUCAAACACCCAUUUUGAAGACUUCACAUAGAGAGCCAUUGGUUUUGCAUUAACAUUUGGAAUUUUGGGGCCUUUUCUGUGGAAAAUAAAGAAGGAAGCUUUGAUUUGAAUGGCUCUGUUUGAGCUGCUUUUGAGCUUUUCAUGAUUAAUUUCUUGGUGAGCCUCUAUUGGGUGCGAUUUUGAUGCUAUAUUUUGGCGGUUUUGGGGAAUAAAGAGUUCUGAGUUUUGUUUUGUUCUUUGAGUUUGAUUCCGAAUUUCAGAUUUUGCUGGGAAAUUCUUGGUGGGUAUCUCAGGAUUUGGAUUUACAUGUUGCCAUGUUGGUGAUUGGGAUAUUAUAGGAGGUUUCUUGGAAAAAUCGAAUUGGGUCGGUGGCAUAUGGUGAAAAAUCGAAGGUUUUGGAUAAGAAGCUCUUUUAGGGUUUUGCUUGUAAGAGGUUUUUAGGCAUUGAUGAAAUGAGAAGGAUAGUAUGCGUUUGUUUGGAAUGACAAUUCAACAGCGAAUGGGUUUCAUAAAGACAGGUUCUUUCAUUGUUUUGGUAAUCUUGCUUUGCACCUUGGCAGCAGUAAGUUCAGAAGAGAGGAACAAUGGUGAAGAAGUGUUUCUCAGGCAAUUAGUUGAGCCGGCGUCUGGGGAGAUAGAUGAAGACAUGGCAGAGCUAUUAUGGAUCAGUUGCAGGCAAGAUUUGAUCCAUUUGAAGGAAGCUGUUGAGGAUCUUGACUUAUACUUACUGGUGGAAACAUCAAGUAUUGCCAAUGAAGUCAAUUCAAAUUUCCGGUCAUUAGCAAAGGAAAACAUUCAGAAAAUAAUUAGUGUCCUGCAUCCCCAGUUGAAAAAAACCCUUGUAGAUUGUUUAAGAAAGAAUAAUAUUCUGUCUCAUAUCUCUGGAGAAGAAGGUGGCUCCAAGAUUUGGUAUGCCAAGUAUUCUGACUCCCUAUAUCCCAGGCCUGGUGCUCCUAGAAGGCAUUUGGUUGCAGAAACACCAACCCCAGCCCCUGCAUUUGGACCACUUAUUUCCAGUCCACCAUCAUCUCCUGAUCCAGCACCAUCUCCUGCCACAGUACCUUCCAGUCCUCCAGAGUUUAAUCCUCAGCACCCUGUUAUGUCUCCACAAGAGCCCUUUUUUCUGCCAUUGCAACCUGCAGCUAAUGAAGCUGCUUCUGCAAGUCCUGAUACUAAUUCACAUGUUAAGGAAAAUAAGAAAAGCAAUAGCCAUAAAUCUGUUGUUAUUGCCGUUGCUGUAACUGCAUCAGUGACAUUUGUAGUUGUAGCACUGCUCUUUUUAUGCUGCAGUAAGGUUUGUAGGAAGGGCUCUGGGCUUAGACGAAAUGAUGAGAGGCCCCUUCUUGGCAUGAGCUUCAGCGAAUUCUCUGUUGGUUCUUCACAAAAGCCUUUUGCUUCUGGAAAUUCAAUAAAAGAAGAGAAGCUUGGGCACUACACAUCUGGUAAUAACUCAAGUCAGCACAAAAAGGGCUCAUCUUUGGAUGGAAAUUUCCACAUUGAGUCUGUUAUUCCACACAGUUCAUUGCAUGAAACCUCAUCAGUAGGAGCUGCUGGUGGUGUUGCCAAAUUCUCACCUGAAUCAGUUGAUCCAUCAAGCAAUGUGAAUGGACAUAUACCGCCUCUUCCUCUAAAGCCUCCACCUGGAAGGUUGCGGAGCACCACUUCUGUACUGCUUCCUCUGAAGCCUCCUCCUGGCAGGGCAGAUCCUCUUCCUCCUGAACCACCUUCUUCCUUUAGGCCUCCUCCCCGCAAGGCUGGUCCUCCUCCACCUCCUGUGCCACCUCCCUCCCUGAAACCUUCAUCUAGUGGUGCAGGCCCUCGCCCUCCUGGACCACCACCACCACCACCACCUGUACCUCCAGGCGCCAAAACCGGUUCUCGCCCGCCACCACCUCCAAAGAGUGGUGUUCCUCCCCCUCGGCCACCUCAACCUACUGCCUUAAGCUCAAAGGUGCCUCGGCCACCUCUGGGAUCAAAACAUUCAUCAAAUGCUACAUCUAGUGAGGAAGCUGGUUUGGAGGGUGAAGCUGAUGCUCCUAAAGCGAAGCUGAAGCCAUUUUUCUGGGAUAAGGUUCUAGCUAGCCCUGAUCAAUCAAUGGUUUGGCAUCAGAUUAAAUCAGGAUCAUUCCAGUUCAAUGAGGAGAUGAUUGAAACGCUGUUUGGUUAUAAUACUGUUGAUAAAAACAAAAAUGAACACAAGAAGGAGUCUUCUUCACAAGAUCCUUCACCGCAGUAUGUUCAGAUCAUUGAUUCAAAAAAAGCGCAAAAUCUAUCAAUUCUUCUUCGGGCAUUGAACGUGUCAACAGAAGAAAUUUGUGAUGCACUAAAUGAAGUUGAAGCAGGAAAUGAACUUCCAUCCGAACUUCUUCAAACUUUGUUGAAGAUGGCACCAACCGCAGAAGAAGAACUGAAGCUUAGGCUUUUCAGUGGUGAACUUGCUCAACUUGGACCUGCUGAGCGCUUCCUAAAAGCCUUGGUCAAUAUCCCAUUCGCUUUUAAACGAUUGGAAGCAUUGCUUUUCAUGUGUACCCUUCCGGAGGAUGCUACCAUCGUUAAAGAGUCCUUUGCAACCUUAGAGGUUGCUUGUAAGGAACUCAGAAACAGCCGGCUGUUCCUCAAACUUCUAGAAGCUGUUCUUAAAACUGGAAAUCGCAUGAACGAUGGAACUUUCCGUGGUGGUGCACAAGCAUUCAAACUUGACACACUUUUGAAGUUGUCAGAUGUAAAAGGAAAAGAUGGCAAGACCACACUCUUGAAUUUUGUUGUUCAAGAGAUAAUCCGCUCUGAAGGUGUGAGAGCUGCCCGUGCAGCUAAAGAAAGCCGGAGUUCCUCCAGCAUCAAAUCAGAUGAUCUGCUCGAGGAAACUUCCCAUGACACAGAAGAGCACUACCGCAGCCUAGGUCUUCAGGUGGUUUCCGGUUUGGGCAAUGAACUUGAGAAUGUCAAGAAAGCAGCAAAUAUUGAUACGGACAGCUUAACAGGAACUGUUGCAAAACUUGGCCAUCAGCUGAUUGAAGCCCGCGACUUCCUGAACUCAGACAUGAAGAGUAUAGGGGAAGAUGGUGGAUUCCACCAAACACUGAAAAGUUUUGUGGAGAAUGCUGAGAUUGAUGUCACGUAUCUCCUGGAGGAAGAAAAGAAAAUCAUGGCUUUGGUGAAGAGCACUGGUGAUUACUUUCAUGGGAAAGCAGGGAAGGACGAGGGUUUACGCUUGUUUGUCAUAGUAAGGGAUUUCUUGAUAAUGUUGGAUAAGGCAUGUAAACAGGUGAGAGACACACCAAAGAGGCCAGCAAAGACACAGAUAAAAGAGGCUCCUACAGUGGCGGCUUCAUCUGAUACCCGCCAGUCUCCUGAUCUCUAUCAGCGGCUUUUUCCAGCAAUUACAGAUCGACGGAUAGAUAAUUCUAGUUCAGAUGAUGAGAGUCCAUAAGAUAUCUUUUUUUGAUAGAUAUAAGAGGUGGCUCUUAUUGGCAGUUCUAAACUUCCACAGAUAUGUCCUCUUGAUCCUAUUAUAGGUGCAUGUAGGGCUGAUAACAACAUCCUAGAAAGGAUCAGAGUAGAGGUGCUGUCUGGCGCAUGGCCUUUGCAAUUUGCAAGGAGAAGUUUCACUGUAACAGACGCCAGACUGAAUACAAACAUCAGUGGUACAGUUACCUUCAUGUCAUUGGAGGAGCCAUCGGGAAUAGAUUCAUGGCUCACCAUUGUUUUGCCUUAAAGCAGCCCCCCUUUGUGCAUUAAUGGUAGUUAGAGUAAAUGUUUUCUUCUACAUUAUUUGUUUAAUUUAUAGUUAUUUGUUUUGUUGAUAAUUUUGAUGAGUUCUUAUACAUUAUUUUUUAAUUAUUUAAUAUUUAGAGUUGCU
Alnus glutinosa is the source of this 3970-nucleotide messenger RNA. Its product is annotated as formin-like protein 5. Gene Ontology annotation, biological process: actin cytoskeleton organization; actin nucleation. The coding region runs from base 578 to 3541 and encodes 987 amino acids. Lineage: Eukaryota; Viridiplantae; Streptophyta; Magnoliopsida; Fagales; Betulaceae. The record is from RefSeq and is a predicted model, not a curated record. The transcript is spliced from 7 exons. Gene Ontology annotation, molecular function: actin filament binding.